This is a messenger RNA of Aegilops tauschii subsp. strangulata, 2272 nucleotides long. RefSeq lists its product as uncharacterized. Gene Ontology annotation, molecular function: RNA binding; protein binding. Gene Ontology annotation, biological process: RNA modification. The record is from RefSeq and is a predicted model, not a curated record. NCBI's taxonomy places the organism in Eukaryota, Viridiplantae, Streptophyta, Magnoliopsida, Poales, Poaceae.
CACAGUUGAACUCACCACGUAGUCACGUACCCAAGAGUCCCGGACCGCCGGAUCCUUUGAAUCCUGAUGCGGAGAUGGCCGCCUCCCAUCCAAGGCGUCGCCCACCGCCGCGCGGCGGCCGCGGCCGCAGCCGCGGCUACGGUUGCACCCCCCACCGGCGAGCUGGUCCGGCAACACAACCGCUCCCUCGCGGCUCUUCUCCGCCGCGGCCGCCUCGCCGCAGCCUGGCGCCUCUUCGACGCUCUCCCAGUCCGCGACGUCGUGACCUGGAACUCGCUCUUAGCGGCGCUAGCCCGCCGCAGCGACGUAAGCGCUGCCAGUGCCUUUUUCGCCUCCAUGCCCGUCCGGGACGUUGUGUCAUGGAACACUCUCCUCGCCGCCUACUCCCGCUCGUCGCACUCCCACCACCUCGCCGCCGCGCGCCGCCUGUUCGACGAAAUGCCACAGCGCGACGGCGUCACGUGGAACACCCUCCUCAGCGCCUAUGUGCGCCGCGGGCUCAUGGGCGAGGCCGGGAAGCUAUUCGACGAGAUGCCGCAGAGGGGCGUCACUUCUUGGAACACGAUGGUCACCGGGUUCUUUGCUGCUGGUCAGGUGAGCAAGGCCCUCGACAUGUUCAAUGCGAUGCCUGUGAAGGACUCUGCGUCUCUGGGCACACUGGUGUCUGGGUUAGCCAAGAAUGGCCGGUUGCAUGAGGCAGAGGAGCUGUUGACAAAGCGCUUGACGGUGAAAGACAUGGACAAGGCUCUUGAUGCUUACAACACACUCAUCGCUGCGUAUGGGCAAGUUGGGAGGGUGGAUGAUGCCAGAAGAUUAUUUGAUAUGAUACCCAGAGGUCAGAAUCAGCACCAGAUGAGCAAUAUGAGGGUGUUUCAGAGAAAUGUUGUGUCAUGGAACACAAUGAUGAUGUGCUAUACCAGAACUGGAGAUGUUUGCUCAGCCAGGAUGCUGUUUGAUGAGAUGCCGGCUAAGAACUUGGAAUCGUGGAACACUAUGGUUGCUGGGUAUGCCAAGGUGUCCAAUAUGCAGGAAGCAGAGCAGCUGUUUUGGGAAAUGCCAGACCCUGAUAUGGUGUCCUGGAAUUUAAUAAUACGAGGAUUCACACAGAUAGGAGAGGUUGAGCAUGCCCGUGGAUUUUUUGAUAGGAUGCCAGAGCGUGCAAUCAUCUCCUGGAAUACAAUGAUAUCAGGUUAUGAACAAAAUGGGGACUAUGAUGGUACAAUUGAGCUGUUUUCAAAGAUGCUAGAAGUUGGUGGGACGCCUGAUCGGCACACCUUCUCUUCAGUUCUAGCAGCAUGUGCGUCGAUCCCUAUGUUGCCCCUUGGAGCUCAGCUCCACCAACUUAUUGAGAAGUCGUUUCUGCCAGAUACUGCAAUUAGCAAUGCCCUUAUAACAAUGUACUCCAGAGGUGGGGCAAUAACUGAUGCGGAAUCCAUCUUCAAUCAGAUGCGUACGCAAAAAUGUUUAGUGUCUUGGAAUGCACUGAUUGGAGGUUAUGAACACCAUGGUCGUGCUACAGAAGCCUUGCAGCUGUUCGAAGAAAUGAGGAGAGCCGGGGUUAUGCCAACACACAUAACUUUCAUUUCUCUUUUGAGUGCAUGUGGAAAUGCUGGCCUUGUCUCUGAAGGAUGGAGGGUUUUCCACACCAUGGUCCAUGAGUAUGGCAUUGCUGCUAGGAUUGAGCACUACUCAGCACUUGUCAAUCUCAUAGGCCGACAUGGUAAGCUUGAUGAUGCAUUGGAGGUAAUCAAUAGCAUGCCGAUUGCUCCGGACCGAUCUGUGUGGGGAUCUUUCCUCGGAGCAUGUACGGCGAAGAAGAAUGAAGCACUGGCUCACAUGGCUGCAAAGGCAUUAUCCAAGAUUGAUCCUGAGAGUUCUGCUCCAUAUGUUCUGAUUCAUAACUUACAUGCUCGUGAGGGAAGGUGGGGAAGUGCAUCUCUGGCAAGGGAAGAGAUGGAACGGCAAGGUGUUCACAAGCAUGCUGGGUACAGCUGGAUUGAUUUGCACGACCAGGUGCAUGCCUUCAACGCAGGAGAUACCUCCCAUCCCUUUAUCCAGGAGAUAUAUUCAGUCCUAGAAUGUUUUGACAUGUCAUCCAGAGAUUGGAGCUAGACGUGGGCUUAUUUUGCUGGCUUUGUAAGACGGCAGUUGCACAAGCCAAGAAACAUGGGGAUAAGCCAAGCAACUCAAGUGAGUUUGUAUUACUCCCACUUAUCUGGUACACAUGUGUUUUGAUACUCAAAUAAACUUUAAAGUGUUGUUUCACAUCUAA